GUGUAGUUUUCAGAUUCGGAAUUAAAAUCCUUUAAUUGUUAUUCCACAGAGUUCAGCGGAAUUGGAGUUUCCAGCUUCAGUCUACUGUUGUUUUUAAGCUCGAUCUUGUUUUACAACUUUACGAUGGUUUGUAAAAAAUGUGAAAAGAAACUCGGGCGAGUUAUCACUCCUGAUACCUGGAAAGAUGGUGCAAGAAAUACAACAGAGAGUGGCGGACGGAAGCUCAACGAAAAUAAAAUGUUGACCUCAAAAAAGGCCAGGUUCGAUCCCUAUGGGAAAUCCGGUUUUGCCACAUGCAGAAUAUGCAAAAGCUCUGUCCAUCAGUCUGGCUCACACUACUGUCAGGGAUGUGCUUACAAGAAAGGUAUCUGUGCCAUGUGUGGCAAGAAGCUUCUGGACACCAAGAACUACAAACAGACUUCGGUGUAAUUGGACCAGGCAGACAUUUGUAAUCUUUUUCGAGGAGGGAGAGGGUUGCAGAGAAAAAUGCCUCUUUAUGUUCAGACAGUUCAUUUAGUGGCCUAUAAGUUUGUGGCGGUGUUUGUGGUCUUGUUAUUAAGCGCAAUAGUGCAGUUUUAUAGAACUGUACCAAAGCUGGAUAAAUGUUCUUGAUGUUUUUUCCUCAAUAGAUUACUUUAAAGCAAUAUAGCAUCUUGCACUGUUUGGAUAAAAUUAGAUGCCUUUCUGGAACGAAAAGGUCUAAAUACUUGUUUCACUCGUGUUUUCUGAUCAGACUAGAAUAUAUUUUCACCUUUUAGAUGGAGAUUUAAUUGCAAACCAUCUUCUCUCUCUUUUUUUCCCCUCCCCACAUACACCACACUGCAGUCAGUGCAAGCCAUUUUAUUACUUUGAAUGUUCACUGACGUUCAACCUGAGGUUCCAACGUUGACUUGAAGCAUGAUGUUUUUUUCCAAGAGUUUUCUUUUCCCCAUUUGUGUGAUUUAUAUGAAUUUUGUAAGUUUGCGUUUUAUCGUAGACUGUUUAAUGUACAAUACACCCAAUAAUCAUGACCAUUUAUGUAUUUUUUUUUGUUAUCUCUCCUGUAAGCACAAAUUCUUUUCUGCUUCUCAUAAUUUUGACUUUUUUUUGCCAUAAUAAAUUUGUGGAAUAA
This is a messenger RNA of Neoarius graeffei (lesser salmon catfish), 1111 nucleotides long. It is a transcript of the gene cript, whose product is annotated as cysteine-rich PDZ-binding protein. Gene Ontology annotation, cellular component: dendrite. The record is from RefSeq and is a predicted model, not a curated record. Gene Ontology annotation, molecular function: PDZ domain binding; microtubule binding. NCBI's taxonomy places the organism in Eukaryota, Metazoa, Chordata, Actinopteri, Siluriformes, Ariidae. Gene Ontology annotation, biological process: cytoplasmic microtubule organization. The coding region runs from base 124 to 429 and encodes 101 amino acids. The transcript has 5 exons.